AUGGCUGGAAACAUUCCAGUUCCAAUUGAAUCGCGGUUUAUCCAGAAUGUGAAUAAUCCGAACGAUUACCUCACCUUCUCAGGCGAUCUAGACGUCCUCGUCCAACAAGCUCUGGAGCGUAUCAUUGCCGAAACUCCUCCACUGGCUGCAUACUCUCCUGCGCAAUGUCGAGGUCUAUUUCGGGGGCCUACGUCCCUCGCCUACCUCUUCUUGAAACUGGGCGUCAAAUAUCCGUCCAUGAGGAUUCAAGACCAAUCCUCAGGUCAUUGGGCCCAGCUUUACAUGGACGCGGAACGUACAGGAGGCGAUUCAGCGCCUUGUGGGUUGGCAUGUGAAAGUGCCGGGUACUGGGCCGUCAAGACUAUGAUGGAUGGAGCCAACGCAUCCAGGUUUUGCGAAGAGAUGGACCGGUUGGCGAAUGAGGAGGAUCACCCCCAUGAGCUCCUCUUUGGUUACGCCGGGUUGCUGUACAUCAUUCGCGCGGUCGAAUCAUGGAGACCCGAAGCUGCCCGUUCGUUGACAACAAUCAAAGCCCGGAUGAUGGAGAAGGUGCUCGGCGCCGGGCCCGGGUGGGUCUGGCGGGGAAAGCGAUACAUCGGAGCUGUACACGGCGACAUCGGCAUCUUGACACAGAUCUUACUGACAGAUCCAAAGCUUGCUGGAAAUUCUAUGGCAGUAGCUUCCCUUGAUCGGUUACUCAGCUUGCAGCGUGAGGACGGCAACUGGACCACCAAAGAUGACGACGAUAUCCGCUAUGAAGGACUUGUCCAAGAUCACUUCCUGGCCUGGUCGUUGCCAGCGAAGCUCACAGAAGAGCGUGAAGCAGACGAGACCACUUUCCCUGAUGAAGAUGCGGGGAAGAUGUCGACCUGGUUCAACUAUUGGCCUGGUGCGGCAUGGGCUUGGUCGGAAUACCAGUCUGAGAUUCCUGGUAUCAUUCUUUACACUGAUGUCUAG
Messenger RNA from Colletotrichum karsti, 957 nucleotides. RefSeq names its product LanC-like protein. Gene Ontology annotation, biological process: peptide modification; carbohydrate metabolic process. The transcript is spliced from 3 exons. Lineage: Eukaryota; Fungi; Ascomycota; Sordariomycetes; Glomerellales; Glomerellaceae. Gene Ontology annotation, cellular component: plasma membrane. The record is from RefSeq and is a predicted model, not a curated record. The coding region runs from base 1 to 957 and encodes 318 amino acids.